AUGUUGAGAAAAUCAUAUGGACUAAUGUCUCAAGCUUAUAACUUCAAACAUUUUUAUUCUACUUCACAACCACCAUCCAUCCCAAUUAUAGAUAUAACCAACACAUAUCAAAAUCUAAAAUAUCGUCGAGAAAUAGCUAAACAAAUCGAUGAAAUUUGUCAAAAUAUCGGUUUCUUCAUUAUUACUGGACAUUCAAUCGAUGAAAACAUUCAAACUGAUAUGAUGAAUGUAUCAAAAGAAUUUUUUCAUUUACCAUUAUCAAUAAAACAAGAAGUGACUAGCUCAAAAGAAUAUCCUUAUGGCUAUCAGGGAUUAAACACUGAAACUCUGUCACUUGCAUAUGAUAAAUCAACAACAUAUUUAUUACCAGAUUUCAAAGAAAGUUUUUCUAUUGGACCAGAACACGAUGGGCCUAUACGCUGGUCAUCAAAACCUCUUAGAAUGCCUUCGAUUUGGUUAAAUUAUUUUAAACAAUGUGAAAAUUUAGCAAAGCAUUUAUAUAAAAUAUUAGCAUUAGCAUUAAAUUUGGAUGAACGUUGGUUUGAAAACAAAAUCGAUAAACAUCGUUCAGUAUUACGUUCAUUAUAUUAUCCUUCAAUUUCCUCAUUACCAGAAAAUCAAUAUCGUACGGGUGCACAUACAGAUUGGGGGUCAUUUACAAUAUUAAAACAAGAUUCUACUGGAGGUUUACAAGUACAAAAUCAUCUAAAUGGAAAAUGGGUCGAUGUUCCUUUUAUAGAAAAUAGCUUUGUUAUUAAUUUAGGUGAUUUAAUGUCACGUUGGACGAAUGAUCGAUGGGUAUCAAAUCUUCAUCGUGUGGUUGAACCUUUAAAUAAAUCAAAUGGCUUAUAUCCCGCUCGUCAAAGUAUUGCUUAUUUUGUUAAUAUAAAUCCAGAUGAAAUAGUGACAUGUAUACCAACAUAUUGCUUAGAAGAUAAACCACCCAAAUAUCCAUCAAUCAAAUUUUGGGAUUUUAUUAUGGAAAAACAUUUAGCACGAAAUCAAAAGAAUUAUUAA
Messenger RNA from Rotaria sp. Silwood1, 1017 nucleotides. The record is from the annotation of a GenBank genome assembly. NCBI's taxonomy places the organism in Eukaryota, Metazoa, Rotifera, Eurotatoria, Philodinida, Philodinidae.